Molecule: messenger RNA, 1132 nt
Organism: Raphanus sativus (radish)
Lineage: Eukaryota; Viridiplantae; Streptophyta; Magnoliopsida; Brassicales; Brassicaceae
Product: proteasome subunit alpha type-1-B
Exons: 2
Coding region: 98-925 (275 amino acids)
Biological process (GO): ubiquitin-dependent protein catabolic process
Cellular component (GO): proteasome core complex, alpha-subunit complex; proteasome core complex
Source: RefSeq, a predicted model, not a curated record
ACCAUCCAAACGAAAAAGCUGUUCCUCUUCACUGCGUCUUUCUCUGUACAAACUCUCUCUCUCUCUCGACGAACAAAGAAGAAGAAGCGAAGCAAAGAUGUUCAGGAACCAGUACGACACAGACGUAACAACAUGGAGUCCCACUGGUCGUCUUUUCCAAGUAGAGUACGCCAUGGAAGCCGUCAAGCAAGGCUCCGCCGCGAUCGGACUCAGAUCUCGCUCCCAUGUAGUCCUCGCCUCUGUCAAUAAAGCCCAAUCCGAGCUCUCUUCUCACCAGAGAAAGAUCUUCAAAGUCGAUGACCACAUCGGUGUCGCCAUCGCUGGUCUCACCGCCGAUGGCCGUGUUCUGUCUCGUUACAUGAGAUCUGAAUCCAUCAAUCACUCUUUCACCUACGAGUCUCCUCUCCCCGUUGGCCGUCUCGUGGUUCGUCUUGCUGAUAAGGCCCAGGUAUGUACCCAACGGUCAUGGAAACGACCUUAUGGUGUGGGUUUGCUGGUUGGUGGACUGGACGAGUCAGGAGCCCAUCUCUACUACAACUGCCCCAGCGGAAACUACUUUGAAUAUCAAGCUUUCGCUAUUGGUUCUCGUUCACAAGCUGCGAAAACUUAUCUGGAACGGAGAUUCGAGAGCUUCAAUGAGUCAUCAAGAGAAGAUUUGAUAAAAGAUGCUAUUUUGGCCAUAAGGGAAACUUUGCAAGGAGAGACACUCAAGAGCUCGCUCUGCACGGUUUCUGUUCUAGGAGUCGAUGAACCGUUCCAUUUCUUGGACCAGGAAAGCAUACAGAAGGUGAUUGAUACGUUUGAGAAGGUUCCCGAGGAAGAGGAGGAUGGUGGUGACGGUGAGGCCGAGGCUGAAGCUGCUUCUGCUGCACCUGCGGAACAAGGUGGUGCAGGUGAUCAAGAUGUUGCACCAAUGGAAAUGUGAGCAAGUGAGGGUGUUAGAGUUUGAUCUACAAAUAACAAGGUGUUGGUUAUAACUGUGUCGUCUUUAGCUCUUUGUGUCAAAGUUCCAAGCUGAGUUUAAAAGAGUCUAUGUCCCAAGUACUUUGGCUUUUUACUCCCGUGAAAUCUUUCUUUUUCUUUUUGUGGUUACAACUUUCAGUUGGUUACUAAAAAAUUGUAGUUUUAUUUA